AUGGCCAAGGAAAGCUUCAACCAUAUCAAGCACUACCUCAAGCUCGUCAACGAGCUCCGCAAACCCAAGCCAGCGAACGACUCCAAAGAGUCCUCGCUCAAGGACCGAGUCAGUUCAUUCAAAUUGAAAGUGACGCCCUCAAAGGCGGAUGAGCACUCUGGCUAUGGCUUGAAGCGGGUGCCAACUCCCUACCCGCUCUUGACGCGCAACUGA
Messenger RNA from Aspergillus viridinutans, 213 nucleotides. RefSeq lists its product as uncharacterized. NCBI's taxonomy places the organism in Eukaryota, Fungi, Ascomycota, Eurotiomycetes, Eurotiales, Aspergillaceae. The transcript has a single exon. The coding region runs from base 1 to 213 and encodes 70 amino acids. The record is from RefSeq and is a predicted model, not a curated record.